AUGAUUGAAUUGGAAAAGUUAGAGGCUGCAAACGAGAAGCUUGUAAAUCAGAUAAGAAGCAAGCAUGAGGAAUUCAGCUACUUGGUAGAAGCUCAUGAAAAGCUUCAAAAUAGUCUCAAAUUGAAGGAAAAACAGUGGGACGCUGAGAAAUAUGAUAGAGAUUUAAAGGAAAAAAAUUUAGAGCAUAUGUAUGAAAGUUUGAAGACAGAAAAGGUGAAAGUUGAAGAACAAUUAAAAUUGAAGAUUAGUCAAUUAAGUCAACUAGAAGAAAAUUUUCAAAUGCUUAAAAAUACUCUUCAUGUGAAACAAAAGGAGUGGCAUGUUGAGAAACUUGAUUAUUUGGGUGAGAUAUCGAUCCUGGAAAGGAAGUUGGAUUCUGAGAUGGAAGAAAAGGUGACCGUUAAUGAACAAUUAAGAUUGAAGACUAGUCAAUUAGGUAUACUGGAAGAAAAUUUUCAGUUGCUUAUAAAUACUCGUCAUGUGAAAGAAAAGGAGUGGAAAGUUGAGAAACUUGAUUAUUUGGGUGAGAUAUCAAUGCUAGAAAGGAAGUUGGAUUCUGAGAUUACACCCUUAAAAGAUGUUAAAAAACGAUUGGAGUGUUGUAAACAAGCUCUUGCUUGUGAAGAGAACCAAAGAAUAUGUUUACAGAGUCAGCUUUUAGAAUCAAAAUCAUGCAAUAAAGAUAUAAAGUCAAAACUUGAAAGAUUGACAAUUGAGAAAGAUGGUGUUUGUAAGGAGAUGACAUGCAAGAUUCUUCAAAUCGAGGAAGAAAAUAAAGAAUUGGUUCUUGCUGUCAAGAAACUUAAAGAUUCCCAAUUCCAAGAAGCUGUCAAUUCUUAUAAAAUCACAGAGCUUCUUCAAAACAAAUUUAAUACUUUGGAUGAGAUUUACAAGGGCAAAGAAGCAGAAUGGACGUCUCGGUUAGAUAAACUGAUGGAAGAAGAGCUUUUGUUGCAUGAUCAACUGGUACAAACAAAGAGUUUGCUGAAGAAUGCGUGUGAGUUGUUAGAUACAGCAAAAGAAGAAAUCGUUAAGAGUUCUUCUCGAGUAAAUGAGGUUGAGUUUGAGUUGCAAAGAUGGAAAUCGUUUGCUGAAAAGUUAGAAGCCGAGAAAGCAUGGGUUACAAAUGAAAAAGGUCAAACGAUUAACAAGCUGUUAACAGAAAAAGAAGAGUUGAUAAAUAUGAUAGAUGACAUGCUCCAAUGGAUAGACAAGUUAGCGAGAGAAGAGAGGCAGAUGAUGGGAGCUUUGAGGAGUUCAGCGCCGGAUUUUGAUGAGAACUAG
Erigeron canadensis is the source of this 1284-nucleotide messenger RNA. RefSeq lists its product as uncharacterized. The transcript has a single exon. Bases 1 to 1284 code for a protein of 427 amino acids. Lineage: Eukaryota; Viridiplantae; Streptophyta; Magnoliopsida; Asterales; Asteraceae. The record is from RefSeq and is a predicted model, not a curated record.